Messenger RNA from Cyclospora cayetanensis, 1578 nucleotides. RefSeq lists its product as uncharacterized. Gene Ontology annotation, molecular function: protein C-terminal S-isoprenylcysteine carboxyl O-methyltransferase activity. The transcript has 4 exons. The coding region runs from base 1 to 1578 and encodes 525 amino acids. Lineage: Eukaryota; Apicomplexa; Conoidasida; Eucoccidiorida; Eimeriidae. Gene Ontology annotation, biological process: C-terminal protein methylation. The record is from RefSeq and is a predicted model, not a curated record. Gene Ontology annotation, cellular component: membrane; endoplasmic reticulum.
AUGACAACACCCACUGGAGCAGGACAAAGGGGGCUACGGAGGCCUCCCCCCCCACCAGAGUUGUUGCCGCACCACUUCCUGCCCCCAGAUCAAACCCACCAAGCCGACACAGCAGCAAAUGCUGCAGCAGUGCGCCCGUGUCCUCUGUCGCAGUUCUCCAGAGGGGCUGCAGGAAAAGCAGCAGCAUCAGCUCUCGGGGCAGCUGCGGCUCCUGGGCACUCAGCUGCAGCGACAGCAAGCGCCCCUCCAGCCGUCGUUGGAGGCCCCGUAACUGCAUGGAGGAAGCAUUUUUUGUGCAGAGCCAGCAGCACUAGAAGCGGCGGCCGCGACCUUAUGACAAGGAGCGCCUUUGGUGCCUUUCGUUGUGUUUAUCGAGUUCAAUUUUGGGCAUUUGCGGCUGGGGUGUUCCUGGGCUGGCUGUUGCUGCUGCUUGAGCAGCAACAACAACAGCAGGAGCAUACGGAGGGGAGGAGCAAUCCCUGGCUCAUUCGGCAGGCUGUUGCCCGCGGCUUCUGGAUUCUCCUGUUUGCCGGCGUCCUGGUUCACAAGCAGCCAAAUGCGAGCAGCGGCAGCAGCGGCAGAUCGGAGCAAGCGGACUUAUGUUACCAGUGCAUCACACUGUCCGUAUUAGGCUGCUGCCUUGUCUUUUUUGUGCUGCUACUAGUACGGUGCCGCAUGCCUUGCGCAGCAGCGGCAGAAUCCCUUUUCAUUCUGCUCCUGCUGCUGCAUCAUGGGAGCGAAUACUUGUUUGUCGCUGCCUUUCACCCCGUAGAUCUCGCCUACGAUUCAUUCCUUAUAAACAACAGUCCCGUGUAUGCGGCAGUGCUACUGCUCUCCCUCAUCGAGCAGCAACUCAAGCCCUCGAUCGCUGCGGCAGUCCUCCGCAGCAGCAAUGCGCUGCUCUUGCUGAACCUGGUGCUGGGCCAGCAGAUACACUUGCCACAGCUGCUUUGGCAGCUGCACACGUUCUGCUGCCACGCGCUUCUGCGGCGUCCCUUGCUGCAUGGCGAUGCCGACUUGCUGCUGGAGCAACCGUUGCAACAGCUGCAGCGGCAGGAGAAACAGCUUCCUGAAGCAGCGGCGGCAGCUUCAGCAGCAGCGCUUGCCCUGGAUCCGUCCUCCUGGGUGUAUUGGCAGCUUUGGAUCGUGUUCGUGCUGAUGCUGGUGGCCGCUAUGGGGUUUGCUGCGGCGCUGCUCGGCCUUGCUGUGCGGGGUCUGGGCUUCCUUACCCUGAAGGAAAACUUUACGCAUCAAAUACGGAGAAGGAAAAACAAGGGCCACACCCUCUGUACCCGCGGCAUCUACAGCAUGUGUCGCCACCCAGCGUACGCUGGGUGGUUCUGGUGGGCAGUCGGGUCUCAGAUGCUCCUGCUCAACUGCGUAUGCUGUUGCCUCUUCUUUGCCGUAUCAUUUCUGUUCUUUCAUGAGCGAAUUUUAUUUGAAGAACGUCAACUCCUGAGAAUGUUCGGGCGCGAGUACGAGGUGUACAGGCAGCGCGUACGGACCAUCGGCAUCCCAGGACUUCAGGCGGCUUUGGGUGCGACCGAGAAGGCGCAGCGGCGACCAUCUACUCCGUAG